CUUCAAGUGUUUUGUUUUGUAUUAUAUACUCGUACAUUCAAAGGAACUUAACUUAUUUUGCAUCACCCGAGGCUCAAGUCAUCACAUCUGCUCAUCCCCAUGCAUUUGAAGGAAAGGCGAAGCCAAAUCCGCGCAUAGAUACCUGAUUUACCUUACUCGAGUCCUUGACAUACCUCGGCUUAUCUCUCCCUUCUCGAGCUGUCACACUCAACCCCCUUCUCUUUCUUUGACGACCAGAACCCAUCAUGACCCAGCCAAUGCCCGGCGCAGAGCGCAUUCGCGCCAUUCAAGACCAGGACGGCAUGUACCAAGCUUUCGACUCGUAUCCAUGGACUAAGGACAAGACUUUCAUGUCCGGUCUAUAUGCCAUCCUAGGCGAUCCCAACUCCCCCAAUCCGCGAGGGGACCCCAGUGAGCUCGCCCUGCACGCCCGCAUAUUCUACUACACCCAACGAGUCGGCGUCACCAUCGAUUUUGCAAACUACAAAGACUGGCUCGCCCGGCAUCCGGACCACACCCCUCCGGACGUCAUCCCGGAAAGCUACGGUUCCAUCAGGUCCACUGCUGCUGCUGCUGCUGCUUCUGCUCCCAUCUCCGCCGGGGAAAGCACGGAAAGCACCGAUGACGUCCCAGCAUGGCAAGCCUCCGCCCCAAAGGCCGAACUCUACGUCGAGAAGCAAAACCCGCCAACCCAUCCCGGCGCCGACGGCGACAAACCCGCCUACCCCAUGGGAUUCGCCGAGAUGCUUCAGAGGCUGCAGAGAGGGGAGACCAUCCCGGGAAUCCGUGAAAUUCCUGACACCGUCAUCAGAGAUCCGACUGUAAAACCUGUCGGAACACGGGCCGCGCCUAAGAAGCCAUGGGAGAAAGCCAUACCAGCAGUGGCCGAGUCACCUAUUUCUGCUCUUGAUUCCAGUUUCCCGUCUCUCGAAGAUGAGAAGACGACAGCAACUGGCGGGUAACCAUACAGAAGAGGUCGACAGAUCUAAGCUCAUUAUUCGUUAUGCGGAACUCCGCAGUCGAUCACACGAAGCCUUGUUGUCUGUGGCUCGCUCUUAGCGCAGACGUCUAAUCAUUCUAAACAAGCCACUUCACAAUCAUAUUAUUGCACCUUGGGCGCAUACGCGGACUUGUACAAUUGUUUUCUGCAUGAGUUGAUAUUACUUGAUAAAAGCUAUAUUUGUAUGAGGUGUGCCGUGUAUACUGAACUGUCUUGUCGAG
Messenger RNA from Sodiomyces alkalinus F11, 1221 nucleotides. RefSeq lists its product as hypothetical. The transcript is spliced from 3 exons. The coding region runs from base 246 to 962 and encodes 238 amino acids. Lineage: Eukaryota; Fungi; Ascomycota; Sordariomycetes; Glomerellales; Plectosphaerellaceae. The record is from RefSeq and is a predicted model, not a curated record.